AUGCAGGCAAAUCUGGAAGAUAUUGUUUCGGCUCUGCAUAGCCGGUGUAACAGAACCAGUGAUAGCCUCAUUCCUUCUAAUGUCUAUGGUAUUGCAUUGGAUUUAACGAAAGCACUUUCUGUUGCGGAGCAGCAUUCUCAAUUUAUGCGACUUCUUUCCUUCCUUGAGCGUAAUAAAGAGGAAUGUACGGUUUACCAUGUUGUUUCUUUGUGUUCGCUUGUGUGUGGUGGUAAUGUUGUUAAAGCGGAUGGGGAGGAUGUGAGGCGAUGGGAAUCUGCCAUGCAUUACAUACUGACAGCACAUACCCCGUUUUUAAAGACGAUGGUUUCCUCCGUUUGUUUUUGUGUUGCGGAAGUCGCCAUGAAAGGUCUUUCGGUGGUUUUAGUGAAAAUGGCCGGUGCUUCUCUGCAGGGCGGUGAUGCGAGGACGGAGUUCCCUGUUGAAACGGCGAUGGAGUUGUUGGGUUACUGUGCAGAUGCACUUGUGAGUGUUCGUGAUAAUCAGAAGGAUCAAGAACAGAUAGAGGGUUAUAAAAAAGAAGAAGCGGAGGAGGAGGAGGAAAUGAAAAAUAAUAUUCAAAAUGAGAUGAUGUUAAAAGAUAUGUUGAUUUCUUUUGCGAUUGAUGUUCUAUUUCGUGUACAUGGGGAUGAAUUAUUAACAUCUUUCCUCUCUCGUCGUGUUUUAAUACCUUUGAUGCUUUCUGGAGGACAAGAUUCACUAACCGGGUAUCACUCUCGCAUACAAGCUCUUCUACAAACAUUUUCUGCUGAUAAAGCAAAACAGGCUGAAGUAAUUGUUCUUAUUGCAGCACUUUUUGAAUAUGUGUUUCGUUACACUGAUGGUGACAGACAGAGAGACUACCGUUGUUCUUCAUAUCUCUGGGAAUCACUAAAAACUGGAUUUUGGGAAGCAAUUACGUGUGAAAAGAAUGCUGGACACCGUGCAAAUAUGCAAUUACGAGCAGAAUAUCUCGUAAAACGAAUCGUUGAUUUAACUCAUGAACAAGAACGUAAGGAAGGAUGGGAAAAAGUAGUUUGUUUUAAUCCAUACUUUGUGUGGGUCCCUAAUGUGAGUCAUAUACAAUGGGGAUUGUUCUUUCUUGUCCUUGAUGCCACGAAUGAGUAUGGUCUACACAUUGUUCAACCAGCACUUCCUAAAUUAGAUGCUCUCGUUCAACAAUUGUCUUGUGAUUUGGAAGUAUGGAAAGAGCUUGAGAAGGAGGAAAAUAAUGAUAAAAUAGAAAAUAUUUCUUUUUCUGGAGGACUUCACCCUGCCUGGAUAGAAUUUCUAUUUUUAAAAUUGCUUCUACAUCCAAAUAUGGCUCUUCGCAAGAUGGGAUUACAACGAAUAUGGUCAUUAGACCCAUCGGUACUUCAGUUAUUUUCCAGUGAUUUCUUGUUUACAAUUAUGUUAGAAACUGCUAUUGAUACACGACUGUGUACUGAACUUGACCACACACCACUUGUUUCAUCUUUUCUCGACACUAAAAGUUUCGAAGGACCUGAAGUGCGGGCUCUGACAGGAACAGCAGGUCCACUUGCGGAUCAACUGGAGAAAUUCUAUGCACGUGUGUUUUGUGAUGUUUUGCAUUCUGCCAAAUCACGCAAAGAAGCCAUUCAGCGAAUGUUACAUUGUGUUUCUGGAAGGCCGAGUAGACACGGCGCUGCGAUGCUUCUUCGUAUUCUACACGGAAUUGCAGAGGGAUUAGCAUUAGAAAAAGAUCCAGAAGGUAGAAAUGCGACAUGGGAGAUGAUAACAAAUACAGAGGUAUUACAAGAGUUGUUUCUCGUUUUACGAGAUGCAGCACAUGAUAAUAUGUCUUUUUGGCUUGAUGUGAGAUUAAGUGCAAUUACAUUUAAUACAUUUCUCUAUUUUGCAAGUAUUCAUCCUACAGAAGUACGUAAAUGUUCUGAAUUUUGGAAAUUACUUUGUAUGUGUGGACCUCUUGGAUACUCUGUUGGGAAUAAUGCCAUUACACUAGACUCCUUGGGACAUGUUGGGAGUAUUGGGACCUGUAUUGAUCCAUUUUUCCUUAAUGAACAGUUAGUCCGAUUUUCACGAAUAAAUAAAACUGAAAAGAAUGAAUAUAGUUUUCUACGAUCACUAUUACAUUCAAAUUGUUUACUUGCAGAUGUACAAGUUUUUCUUCGCUCUACAGAUGUGGAUGAGGUACAGGGUAAACAACUCCUCUUUCUUUGUGGAGCCCUGGAUAUGGGAGAGGCGGAAGAUAAAGAAGUCCUUACUCGUAUAGCUCGGGAGAUUGCAACCACACUUCUUUCUUUUUCUAAACGGCCGUACAUUUCACAGGAUUCACUUCUUGCAGCACUUGUAGCCUUUGUGGAAUUUCAUCACUCGGUUGGAACUGUGGCAUGUAAACAUUAUUACUCUCUAGAUACCGUAAUUGACUUGAGUGAGGCUAUAUACACAUUAGCCCUUAGUUCUCUUCGACAAGCCACACAGGCAAUUAUCAAUAUUCAAACUUCCGAUGCCUUAGUGGAGGAUUUAUGGAUACUGCAACAUACAGCCAAAUGGGAUGCUUUAGUGGCGGCUGUUGUUUCUGCAGAACAAAUAGCAAUUUCACAUGAUCCGUAUGGAGCUUCACAGAAACUUCAAUCACAACAACGUGUGGAUGAAUUGGUACACCUUUUAAUAUCUACGGCUAAUAUAUGUGUUAAUUCUAGUUCUUUAGAUGCUACUAAUAUGGUGGCCCAACAUUUUGCUGCAAUGGUAGUUGCACGUAACGCAUCUCGAUUAUUACAAGGUGUGAUUUGUGGUUUAAUUGAAUUAAACACGAGUAUAACCAAUCUACAGGAUGUAGAUAAUAAUAAUAAUAAUAGUAAAGUUAACUGUCGUUGUUACUUUGAUGCUACAUUUCCUCCUCGUUGGAUUAAUCAACUCACACAUUCUCCUGCGUUACGACUAACUUCAAAUGAUAUUCCAUGUACAUUAACAAAUUUAUCAUGGUCUACUGUUUUAGCACAAUAUCAGGGUAGUAUUUAUAAUGUUAUAUUUGUUCUUUGCCAUACAGUGGACCCAUCGUUGUCUCCUGAGUUAUUAUUCACACUACAGGAAUAUGGCCUUGAUCAAAUUGACCGCUGUUGGGGAACCACUUUAACAAGUGUUUACGACAUUCUCGCUUGGGUAGCUGCCAAUACUAAUAUUAAUAGUAAUGCAGUAAAGAGUAAUUUAGAUUAUGUUAGUAUUAUUAAUGCCAUGUUUCAACACUUGGAUGAUGUUGGGGCUAGAGAGAAUGCGCGGGUGUCGGUGUUGGCCUUUAAUGCUCUCCUCCAUGGCACAGAGGAACAUGAGGCAUUAGUGAAAUCAUACAUUUCGAAAACAUUAAUGAAUGAAACCGAUUCAGACCGAUCUGCUUAUGUAGCGGCUAUAACUGUAUCUGCAGAAGUAAUGCGGGAUCCAAUUAAGAAUUGGAUACACUUUAAAGAGUUAUUAUUACAUGUUGCCGUUUUGUAUAAUAGUGGACGUGAUGAAGAGGCCUCUGAGACUUUAGUGGCCAUCACAGAACCAUUGAUGUUAUUAUGGCCAGAAACAUUACGGAUUCAAUACCCACCAACUGUGCGAAUUGCAUCUGUAGGACGUGCCUUUGCUAUUUCUGUUAUUCUCUGGUGUUGUUCGUUAAGACGUGAAUGGGCAGUGACACUUUCACUGGAAUUACUGGACUGGAAUCUUCAUCAUACCGCAUUGAUUGGGGAUUCUUGUAAACCAAACUCUAAACCUCAUCGUUGUCGUAUUCGUCUAUGGCAGUUAUUGUGUGCUUUAUUACCCAUGAUUGAGGAUGUGAAUGAUGUACGUAAAAUUCUUGAAAAGGUUGUAUAUAAGUGUUUACCAAUUACAAACUUAGGAAGUGUGAGACGUUUAAUGGAGUUAUAUACAUUAAAAAUAAUGGAACGUCAACCUACACUUUAUACCAUUAUGGAUUCUGCAAUGAUGAACUAUGCAUUACGUCCACAAGUGUGUGGAAGUUAUCUCUUGAUUAUGGCUCAUAUGAUACUUCAACAAUUACGUGGAGAAGUGGAACAUGUAGACGGUCUUUUUGAUACACUACUUCACCGUCUUUUUCAACAGAGUACAUCUCAUCAACAUCUUCUUCGCAUUAUAUGUCAUAUUGGGCUUUAUCAUAUUUAUAAUGUUUGUAAAGAAAAAGGUGUAACGUUUUCUCCAAGUGAAGAAAUGGUUUUUGAUUAUAUUAACCGUGCACCAGAACAUGCAAAAUUUCGAGCUAAACAUAGUGAACAACUAUUCUUUAGUUUAUCAGAGGCAUCUACUCCACGUCAAUUAUUUUGUAUACAACGAAAGGAAAGUAAUAAUAUUCUCAUGGAAUCUAUUCCAGCUGUAGCGUUUGAACGCAUGCGUUUUAUUGACCGUGAACUUUCUUGUCUUAUUGGGGCAAAGAAUCCUCUUGAGAUGCUUCGCGUUCAAUUUCUCACAGAUCGUAUGAAUUGCCAUUAUAUACUUGAUCCAUUUAAGGAUUUUCCCUAUAUUCCCCAUACAGAGAGUAAUGCUACUUAUUGUAUUGAUUACACUGCUGAGGCAAUGGCCUUACUUCUCUCAGAUGGUAUCAACGCAGAAAAUACUAAUAAUAAUAAUAAUAAUAAUAAUAAUAAUAAUAAUAAUAAUAAUAAUACUAGUGCUGGAGCUGCUGGUAGUGGUGAUGAUAACAUUCAGCGUAAAGUAACACCGUGGUGGAACAGUCAAAUAUAUAAUGAACUACACCCACGUUCCUUACAGACAGAGCGACAACCUGUUAUUGUAAUUGGUUCUUUACUACAAAACCCUGUUAACAUUGCUGGACUCUUUCGCUGUGGUGAAAUCUUUACAGUAGAAAAGAUUGUUGUCCCUGAUGCUUCUGUGUUUGAACAUCCUCAUUUCGUUGCGGCUGCCCGCAGUGCGGAGUUGUGGCUUCCAUGGGAAGCGGUGCCUCCACGAAGUCUCUUAACAUAUUUGGGUUCUCUUCGACAGGAUGGCUAUACACUUAUUGGGAUUGAACAAACAGCUGGUAGUGUUUCCAUGGCAUCUUAUCAAUUUCCAAAGCGGGCGGUUAUUAUUUUGGGAGCAGAGGGACACGGUGUGCCUGCGCAAAUACUUCCAUUGUUGGAUGUUUGUGUGGAAAUCCCACAGUUUGGUCUUAUUCGAUCGCUUAAUGUGCACGUCACAGGUUCUAUUGUGAUGUACGAGUAUACUCGUCAACAUUUAAUGAACAAAACUGAUUAA
This is a messenger RNA of Trypanosoma theileri, 5229 nucleotides long. RefSeq lists its product as uncharacterized. Gene Ontology annotation, molecular function: RNA binding; tRNA (guanine) methyltransferase activity. The transcript has a single exon. Gene Ontology annotation, biological process: tRNA methylation. The record is from RefSeq and is a predicted model, not a curated record. Bases 1 to 5229 code for a protein of 1742 amino acids. Lineage: Eukaryota; Euglenozoa; Kinetoplastea; Trypanosomatida; Trypanosomatidae.